AUGGACGGAUGGGCAGGUGAUCUGGUUCGGCUGGUCAAGAAGGAGGGUGACUUUGCGCUACUUCAUCCGCUCGAGCUCGCGCGGGCGGCGAGGGACUACCAAGACUACUGGCAUGGCAUCCUGUCGGGUGAGCUUCCGAGACACGAGGAAGCCUGGCUGCCUCUGGCUUCCCUGGACCUCCGCCCGGCGGCGGGGCCGCCGGAAGAGCCGCCGCAGAAGCCGUUGCCCCGAAGCCUUGGGCUCCAGGAGUUAGGCGACGUUGGAUCCGUCCUCACGGUGGUGGUUUCCACCAGCCCCUCGAGGGGCCACUGCGACGUGGGGCUCCUCCUCGCAGUGCUGCAGAGCAUCCAGGACUGCGCGGGACUGGGAGGUUGCCGGAAGCUCCUGGUCUUCGAUGCCCAUGCGGAGAACCUGGACCAAGUCGCUGACAGCGGCCUGGCGUGGGUUGCGGACGGCUCAGCGCAGCUCAGGAACGACUACCAGAACUACGUGCGAGCCCUGAAGGAGGCGAGCGAACAGCGGCAUCCCGCCAUGCAUGCGGUGGAGCUCCUGCAAAUGCCCCAGUGGGGUCAUCUUGUCGGAACUGUCCGGCAUGCCAUGGAACACGUCACUACGCCCCUGGUGAUGCUUCACCAGCACGACCUUCUUCUGAGGCCCAACAUGACCCAGAGCCAGCUGCUCGGGUCGCUUCGGCUGCUCCUUGCUGGCCGCGCGAACUGCGUCCUUCUGAAUCGUGACGUAAACUUUGCCAAGCGCUCGACGCAGUACUUGCUCUCGCCCUUCUGGCGCCCGGACUUGUGGAGGGUCUUCUGCAAGCAGCAUGCCCUAGCAGAGGAAAGGGAAGAAGGCACAGGGAUGGCACUGAGUCCUUUUGUAGGCUACAGCGAUCAGAGCCAGUUCGUGCGGGUGGACUGGCUGCAAGAGCGGGUGCUGCGUCCGGUGGCUCGGCGUAAGUGCUGCAUGGAGUUCGUGGUGCACGAGCUGAUGAUCCGCAGCUGGCUUCACAACCCAAGCGACUGGCAGGGCACCUACAUGCUGGGUGACAUGGAGGAGGGGCCCUUCAUCUUCGACACGCAGAAGAACGGGAAUGCCUGGGCACGAGAAGACGUGGCGUACAGCGAGGAGAACAUGGAGGCUUUCUACGUGCCCCCGGCCGAACGGCUAAGAUGUCGCGGAGAUGACAAGCUCUGUCUAUCCUUGUACAUCUACCAAAGGCCCGGGGGCAGCGGCGUUCUGUACGUUCCCGACACGGCGGGCGACGAGAACAGGGAGUCGCGGGACCUCUACAGCCCGGAAAAGGCGAAAGAGCAUGGGAGCUUGAUCGGUGCCAUCGGAUGCAUGCCGAAGGAUUGCGCGUGCCGCUACCACGUCACCCUUGCGGAUGACCUCCAUCGCCUCGAGCUCCUGCAGAUGUUUCAGAUGGUGACCAAGAUCUUGGACGCCAUUCCAGGUUAUGACUCCGUAGCCUUGAACGAGAACGUGCGCGAUUUCUUUCUCGUGUGGGUGGAGAGCACGAAGAAGGUGGACAUCGCCCAGCUUCGCGAAAGUGCUCUUGCGGGCCUGGAGAGCAAGGCGGGCGAAGCACCUAUCAAACUCUGCGUGAAAACAGCUGGGCCGCAAUGGUUGGGUGGGCAUGGAGGCUUCAUGUGGGUAAAGAAGCCCGGGAAGAAGCCAUAUGAUGCACUCUACAUCCAUAUGUUGAGGUUGAAGUUCCCGGACAAGUGGAUGAAUCACUACGGUGACAGCCGGGACCACUCGCCGUGCCUCUUCAGCAUCUGCGACCCCUACCACCAGUUCCAGCCCGACUAUUUCCACACCACCGUCCCCAGAUUCUUCGACCGAAACGGAGAGCUGGACGAUGAGGUUGGCUUCGUCCAGUGCCCCCUCUACUUCCAUGCGCUUGAGGAGGAGUUGGACUACCUGGACGGCAACAACGCCAACUUCUUCCGCUUCCACAGCAUGAUCCAGAAUUGCUGCGGAGGCGUGAGCGCCUGGGCCACCAACAGCACGCGGUUGCUCAACAAGGAGGCUGAGGAGGCACUCUGGGUCACGGAGAGGUCUCGGGUGAGGUUGGGCAACAAGCAGAGGACCAGACAGAUGAUUGAGCGGAAGUACUUCCCCGAGACCUGCAAGGUGGAGCACAUCGCCAGCAGCGUGAACGAAGUGCUGAACGGCCGGCGCUCCCACUUCAUCAACAGGCGUCUUUCGUAUGGCGUCUCGCGGAGCGGCACGGAGGCUCUGGCCUCCAUGCAGCAGUGGAAGGAGGGCCAGGUCGUGUUUUGGUUCCAGUCCUUCUUCGGACAUCAGGGUGUCACGCUCUGGCUGACCCUGCUCUUCUUGGUGUACUUCCUGGUGCGGCUCUGCGUCCUGGUCAGCAACACCACAUCGCGGCCGCUCGUGUUCCGGCUGGGCCUCCUGGACGAUGAGCUGCUGACGCCCAUCAUGGAUCUUUUCAAGGAGUUUGUUGAUCUGGUCGGUGCCAGUGCCUACUUCGAGAAUAAGCCUGCCUUGAUCAACAUCUAUGUGGUGAUGCUGGCGGAGUUUGCAUUUUGGCUGGGAGGCCUCGUCGUUUUCCUGCUCCUGGUCUUUCUUGUGACGGAGUGCCUGAAGGCCUGCACAGCCUUCGGCUGCGUGUCUUGCGACUGGGUGCCCAAUGAAAUGCGGCACUGGGCCAGGCUUCUGAUACGCAUGCACCAGACGUCCGGAUGGGUGUGGUGGUGGCUUCCGUUCUUUUGGAUAGGCUUCAACUUUUGGAACGUUUUUGCGGGGCAAAGCUACCACUUCAACCGCCUGGGCAUGUUCCUCUUCAUCAUCGCGCUGCAGUUCCUGAACUGGGGCAUGGUCGUCUGGGCCUCCUUGCGGAGCUCGCUGCAGGCGAGCCUGGAGACGAACGAGGUGAUCUUCCUCUCCAUGGACAGCAUCUGGCGCUCGACGCAGAGCUUCUAUGUCACGGCGCCAGUUCAGGUCUACGCCAUCAUCAAAGCCUUAGAGGAUUGGGUGCGCUACCACUUCUAUGGCGAGGACAUCACGUUCCAGCGUGCUUCGGAGACCCGACACCAGCGGGCGGAGACGUCGAUCAUGCUCAUCAAGUACUGGACGCUGUUGCUCAUAGCAGGUGCUAUUGGGGCGUGGGUCCACUACUCGCUUGCAACAAGGGUUGGCAACGGGGCCUUGGCCUCCUGCAUUGUGGUCACCCUGAUUGCCCUGGACUGCGUCCAUCCGUGUGCCUACCUUUGGGUGGGGCAGUCCAAGCACAUGGCGGACGAGCAGGCGUAUAGCCUCUCCUGGUUACAGGCUUGCCUGUCACCUGCGUGGUGGUCAAGGUGGCUCUCGAUCCUCAUCUUGAACAGGACGCUGACAAGAAUCAUCAAGUGGCUCGGUCCGAUCUCCUUCGUGGUGUUACCUUGGUUGAUCCUGGUAGGCAUGCCUUACAUGGGCAUCAACCUGGCAUUCAUGAUGCUCUUAGGCGCCACAUCGACUUAA
This is a messenger RNA of Symbiodinium natans, 3483 nucleotides long. The record is from the annotation of a GenBank genome assembly. NCBI's taxonomy places the organism in Eukaryota, Dinophyceae, Suessiales, Symbiodiniaceae.